Messenger RNA from Vespa velutina, 3678 nucleotides. Its product is annotated as protein FAM13A. The record is from RefSeq and is a predicted model, not a curated record. Bases 1263 to 2825 code for a protein of 520 amino acids. Lineage: Eukaryota; Metazoa; Arthropoda; Insecta; Hymenoptera; Vespidae. The transcript has 9 exons.
GCUCGACCGGCAACCGGCGCAGUCCGUUUUAAGCCUUCUUUUCGACGAGAGUUCGAGCGUUCAUUUGGUAGUAGUGUUCGGUAAAACAGUUUGGUCGCAUCAAACUUUGUAGAUAAGAAAAAGUUAAGCUAGUGAACAGUAGUGCGCGCGCGCACGCACACACACACGCAGUACGCACUAUAUAUAAAUAAAAACACGAUAAAUGAACGACGAACGAGCCGAAGAAUUUUCGUUGGAAAAUUGUGUUAAACCGUUUGAUAUUAUCAAGCAAAGCCGAGUUUUAUAUAAUUCAAUUCUACUUUAAAGUGAAUUUUACUAUAUUACGCGUAUAUAUACUCUUUCUAUAUAUUAUAUAUGUAUAUAUAUAUGUAUAUGUAUAUAUAUAUCUUUCUCUCUAUCUUUGUCUCUCAUCAUCUUUAAGAGAUUAAGUUGAAAUUAAAUCGUUCAUAAGUACCGUGCUCGCAUCGUAUCACAUAUUUUUGUCUCUUUCUCUUUUCUCUCUCUCUCUCUCACUCUCUAUUUCUCUCUCUCUCUCUUUCUCCCUCUUUCUUUUUCUCCUUCCCUCUUGCUCUCUCUCUUUCUCUCUCCUUUCCCCAUUUUCAUAUCUACGUAUAAGUGUAUAACCGUACGUAAAGGGCGAUCAUAAAUGUUUCAUCGAAUUGCCGAGAGACUCGUCGUCUUCACGCCGGUACUCCGCCAUUGGAAAAGAAAGUUGGUCUUCGUGAUUACAUGAGUGUCCGCUACGGAAGCAAGGGAUUCGCGAACCCUUCCAUGUUGGAGUUCUUUGGAAAGGACGAAAGGAUAUAGGGUCUUCGUAGUGAUUUCUUUCGUAUCACGCAAGAUUUUACACGAAAGUUCGUGCUGGCUUGAGAAAGAAAAAAAAAACAAAAUGAAAAAUAGGAAGAAAAGAAACAAUUAUAGAAAUAUGUUCACAUGGAAUAUGGUUCAUAUGAAGGAAAGAGAGCGUUCGUGAGAACACAGUAAACGGUAUACUUCCGACAGAAGAUUGCACAAUUUGCAAAGAUACGAAAGACGAGCGUAAGGAAUCCGAGGGUACAUCGUUGCUUUGCGCAUUAAAACCGCGUAAACGUAAGGAACGUCGAGAAUCCUGUUGUCAAGAACGGAAAUUGAUAAGAAGUAGUAGCGAAGAACGUGUUCUUGAUACUUCUAACGAUACAGCGGAUACGAUAAGACGCGUUAGUAGUCACGAAGAUUUCAAUAGCGAACAACAUUUGCACAUAUUGUCUCAACUUGGACAAGACAUGGGUCAUGGAGUGAGAUGCGGGGGUUUACCUCUGCACGAAAGAACAAAUGUAUCGCCUGUAUCGAAAAAACCAUCUCCGGUACCAUCGCCGUGUGAAGCAGUGUUGGCAACUGAAAGAUUUGAAUGCGAUGCAGAACGUUUGAGGAACAGUGAACGAUUUAGCAGAAGUAUUACUCCCAGAGGAAGAAGACAGGCUCGUAGAAGAAGAAUUCACAGAGUACCGGAUAGCGAUCAAAGCUCAAGCAAGGAAAAUGAAGAACACGAGAGUAUUUAUACUGUAUCUCCAAGUCCAAAUGAUCAUAAUGGAUCACCGGCACAAAGUUUUCUUGAAAUGUUAAGCAGUGGACCUAGCAGAUCUCCGUCACCAGCUCGACCACCAACAGUUGAUCACGAAGAUGGAAAUAAUCCUAGUCUGACAAAUUGGGGUUUUCAACAUCGGCAAGGCAAUGAAGAAGUUUCUGAUGCGAGAGUAGAAGCGAUGCUAUCACCUAGAAAUUCUCUAUUGGUGCCGAGGAGAUUCUAUUCGGAAAAUGAUACACAACAAAGUGCACCAAAUAUUUCAGAGAUAGGUCUAAAAAAUUUAACGAAACAUAUUAAUGGUUUGAAAAAAAAAAUUAAAAAAUACGAGGAUGAAUUCGAAGAGAAUUUUGGUUAUCGUCCAAGUCAUUCGGACAAAAUGAGUAACCGCGAUAUUAAAAGAUUAUGUACAGAAUUAAAUAAACUAAGAAAAGAACAUAAAAUGUUAAAAGAGGAUCCAAUCGGUGCACUGAUAGCUAACGCUAAUAAUAAAUUAAAUACUGUUGGCAGUCCAACCAAUAAUAAUAACAGUCAAGAAAAAUCAAGAACCACAUCGAUGGAAGAAAUGGUUAAAGAAGUCGAAAAGAAACUUAGCGAGAAACGAUUGAAAUACAAUCGACCGGAUAAUAUGGAAGAAUUAACGUAUGAACAAUUAUUUGAUGAAAAAACAGCGGUACAAAAGGCAUUGCUUCAUAUUGAAAAUACUUUUGGUAGGCCAGUUUCCAAAGAUGACAGAUGUAUCGUGAGACCAUUGUAUGAUAGAUACAGAACUUUGAAGAGAUUACUUAUUAGAGCAGGCGCGAGUAAGAAUAAAGAUAGUAUUUCGGAACUAGCUACCAUAUUAGAACACGAAGCAAUGGAUUUUACUUCAUCUACUUUGCCUACCAAUUCCACGGAUGCAGAAAGAAGAGCCAGUGAACCAGAUAUGUCUCAUAGAGGCAUAUUAGAUUGUAUUGAUACAGUAGAUCAACUUCCAACUGAUAGCGAUAGUCAACACAGCAGUAGUGAAGGAAGUCGUAGCGCUGGAGAAAGUCUUCAUGCAAUGCCACAAGAAGAAUUAUUCGUUCAACAAAGGAUCACUAGAGAAGAAAAAAAACGACUUCGUAGAGCUUUAAAGGAAUUAGAAGCACAAUUUGAAGCUCGGGCAGGACGUCGUAUGCAAAGAGAAGAUCGUGGCCCACAGGUUACGACUGUUUAUGAAUCUUACAAACAAGCAAAGGCAAGACUUAGACUGAUCGAGGCUCUUUUGGCAAAGAAUGCUUGAUUCGAUAAUAAAUUUUUAAAUCAAACAGAUAUGGUAUGUAACAAUCGAAGCACGUAAAAUGACAGACGAAUUACUUGCUGUAUUUGAUAACAGAAUUCAAUUGAUAAUAUCGAUACCUAAGAUUGAAAUUGAAGGCCUGCAAAAGAUUAUUAGAAAAAGCAUCCCAUUAAACCAACAGAAUAGCAUGUAUGUAUGAUCUAAAUAUAUACAAAUCAAAAUGCUUUUAUGAGAAAAUAAAGAUAAAGGAAUACAUCUUAUAAAACUAGGGAGUCCUAUUAACUUUCACAAGUCUGUGCGUUCUAAUAAUUAUUUUUAAGUACCUCUUUGUUUUUGCUCUCUUAUAGGCUUAUAAUUAUCAGUCAAAUUUGUUAAAUCAUUUUUUCCUUUAUAAAGUUAUUCUUUAUUUUGUAAUAUUGUAAUACAAAUUAUUGAUUCAUUUUUUGGUUAAUAUUUUUGUCUGAGAAUCCUCAAGAACAUAUGUUCUGCAAUAGUGUAUAUAUAUGAAAUAAAUAUAUUGUCAACAAGAAAAAAAAGAAAGUAAGAACAAAGAUGGUGAACAAAUUUUUUGAAUAUAAUUAUAUCAGUGGCCUAUGUAAAGUUAUUAUGAAAUUUGUGUCUAUAGUAAAUAUCAUUUAUCAUUAUAUGAGUUUUUAAAAGAAUCACCAGUGAUAGUAUUUUCUUUUACUUCAAAUGGAAGUUAGAUAUUUGUACUUUUACUGUCAUGAUAAUAUUAUUAAUACAUACAUACUUUUUAUCAUAAUCUAUUUAUUUGUAUUUAAGCUUUAGGUACUAUUUUGGGAAUGCAAGAAUAAUAUAAGGAAAAGGCAAAUGCCUAAAAUAUUGUUAUACACAU